Molecule: messenger RNA, 1292 nt
Organism: Rhizophagus irregularis DAOM 181602=DAOM 197198
Lineage: Eukaryota; Fungi; Glomeromycota; Glomeromycetes; Glomerales; Glomeraceae
Source: RefSeq, a predicted model, not a curated record
AUGGUUUUAGAAGGUUUAUGCGGCAAUUGCUCUGAUUGCACACGACAACUAUCAACUGUAGCGUGGUGUAAAAAUUGUGAUAUUGCAUUUUUAAAAGAAAAUUUUCAUAGAUGGACCAGUGGAAAUUCCAUAAUAAACGAAUUUAUUAGAAAUACCCAAUUAAACGCUAAUGAAAGUAUGGACUAUUUAGAAUGGAUUGAUUUUGAACAAUUUGAUUUGAUCAAAAAUAUUAAUAAACGAGGUUCUUUCAGCUCAAUUUAUUCUGCAGUAUGGAUGGAGGGACCCAGAUGGAAUCUUGAUGAAGAAGCUGAAUUAUGGAUUCGUAGUGGUCCAACUAAAGUUAUCCUAAAGCGUUUAGAUAAUUCUCAAAACAUGAGUCAAGAAUUUAUAACUCAAUUAUAUAGAUAUUACAAAUGUUUACAAAAUGGAGCGCUUGCAAAUUAUUUUGGCAUGACUAAAGAUCCAACAUCAUGUUACAUGUUCGUUAUGAGAUACUAUGAAAAAGGAAACUUAUAUUCGUAUCUCGAUGAAUCUAUGGGAAUUCUCUUCUGGAAAGAUAUUGUAGAUAUGUUAUGGUCAAUAUCCACGGGUCUCAAUGUCAUUCAUGAAUCUGGUCUUAUUCAUGGACACGUACACGGAGGAAAUAUAUUAGUUAGAAGAAAUAUAAAUACAAUUGAUGCUAAAAUCGCUGAUACCGGAUUACAUGGACCUUUUAACAAACAGAUAUCGCAAAUUUAUGGUGUAAUACCAUUCGUUGCCCCGGAAAUAUUUGAUGGAGAUACACCAACAAAAGAAUCCGAUAUCUAUAGUUUUGGUAUGAUCAUGUGGAUGUUAUCAAGUGGUAUACGUCCUUAUUGUGAUAGACCCCAUGAUUCAAAACUCAUACAACAAAUUUGCUCAGGAUUAAGACCAAGUGAUGUUAGUGGAACUCCACCUUCUUUCGCUAAAUUAAUGCUACAAUGUUUAGAUGCAGAUCCAUCGAAUAGACCAACAGCAUCCCAACUUUACAAACGUUUAGGAAAAUGGGUUUCCGAUUUACCAAGUCAAUUUGAUAAUACUGAAAUUCCAUUCGUAAAUUUGGAAAAGUUAAAUCUUAAGUCUUCAUCACGUCACGAAGGAGCCAUAUAUUUUAGUCGUCCAUUGGACUUCAUCAGUACUAAAUAUUAAAUUUUGUUAGCUAUUUCUUUUUAUUAUUUUUUUUUCGUAAAUUUACAUUACAAUAUAAUACGUUUAAAGAAUUAUUUAGAGAAAAUAAUUUAUUGUUAUUCAUUUCAUGUUUGAGGAUAAAUCGG